UGGCCGAUUUCGUUAUUCCGCCUGAAUGGGCCGCACUCCGAUUGGCUGCGGGCCGAUUUACGUCACCGGCACGCUCCGUCCCCGCCCGCCCCCUAAGAUGAGUACUUGAGAUUUUCCUUCUGUCACCGCCACAUGUAGCAACGGGGGGAUCGCGGGAGCCCAGCGGUCGUCUGUCGGUGCGGGAAAGCGGGACGCUCAUUCCCAGAAGCGAGAAAAAUAUUAAUACGCUCCGUGUCUGCUGCGUGGAAACGAUGCCUGUGUGUCUCUGCCGGCGCAUUUCCAAGGACAUCCCCGAGCCACCUUUAAAACCACAGUAAAAACAUCGGCGCCGGUGGAAAUACAACACAGAAACCACGUUUGCGUUAGACUUGCAGUGAGAGAUAUUUCAUAGGACGGUUCGCGAUACCGGAGUGGAGGGGCUGCGUCUUGCCUUUGACAUCUGAUUCUGCGACGCGACCACUUCGGUCAGCUCGAUCGAUUUAUUUUGAUAAUAACAACUACAACAAAUAAACAGCUUUUAAUCGGAGAGAUCUCGUUAUCAGGACACGAUCCAGGCAUUGCAUUUUGAGCAGGCAAAAACAGACACCGACACCAUGGUGAAUCCCAGCGGCAGCACCCAGCCACCCCCCGGUGGAGCGGGGACCCUGCCCUGGAAAAGGUGUGCGGGGUGUGGGGGCAAAAUCGCCGACCGCUUCCUGCUGUACGCCAUGGACAGCUACUGGCACAGCCGCUGCCUGAAGUGCUCGUGCUGUCAGGCCCAGCUGGGUGAGAUCGGCACGUCCUGCUACACCAAGAGCGGCAUGAUCCUCUGCAGAAACGACUACAUCAGAUUAUUCGGGAACAGUGGGGCAUGCAGCGCAUGCGGCCAGUCCAUCCCGGCCAGCGAGCUAGUGAUGCGGGCGCAAGGGAACGUCUACCACCUCAAGUGCUUCACGUGCUCCACCUGCCGGAACCGUCUGGUGCCGGGCGAUCGGUUCCACUACAUCAACGGCAGCUUGUUCUGCGAACACGACAGACCCACCGCCCUCAUCAACGGGCACCUGAACUCGCUGCAGACGAACCCGCUGUUGCCCGACCAGAAGGUGUGUUAGGAGAGGAGGAGUGCCCCCCCCCCCCAGCAGAGCAUUUUCUGCCAUCAUCACCCAUGCAAGUGUCGGCGUUACUGGCAAACAAUCCUCCCCCACGCCCCCACCCAUCCCCUCACAAACACCUGCAAUCGUAAUCCUUGUCACGGCAUUCAAAACACGCCCCCUACCCCCACACGCCCCCUUUCCCGCUUCUGCUCCUCCACGGAUGGACCCCCCCCCGCCCCCCCAGGUGGGAAAUGGCGAGCUCUACAGGCCUGGACUAGAGGGGAGGAAGUUCUGGAGGGAUGGGAGUCAGGCAGAGAGACCCGGAUGCACCGAGGACUUUUCAGAGAGAGAGAAGACAAAAAAUAAACACUAACCAAGCCUUGGAGGGAAUAAAAGGGGCAGCGACGCGUUCUCUCCUCCUUUCCAAGUCCACUCCUUUGUGAGACCCUGAUACUCCUCCUUUCUAUAUUUUUAGUGUUGUAAAGGGAAUUUGUCCCAAUUUCGGGGAUUAGAAAUGACUUUUCGUGGAGAUGGGGGUCAUUAACACUUUGUGUAUCUGUAAAAUGCCAUGUAUGUAUGCAUGUAAGUGGUUUUUUUGUCCCGACGUGGCUAAACUCUACCCCAAAACCACCCCCCCCCCCCCAACUGCAGACCCCUCCAAUCCAACGGCAGAGCGAGUGGAAGCAGAUCGCAGCUUAACACUCUUCAUGUACAGAUUUUUCUCCAACCUAUAAUUGCUCAAUGGAAAAAAAAAAUAAAUCUAUUUGUGAUAUUUUCAGA
Molecule: messenger RNA, 1853 nt
Organism: Brienomyrus brachyistius
Lineage: Eukaryota; Metazoa; Chordata; Actinopteri; Osteoglossiformes; Mormyridae
Product: LIM domain transcription factor LMO4.2
Exons: 5
Coding region: 594-1091 (165 amino acids)
Source: RefSeq, a predicted model, not a curated record